CCACCUACAAGUUUGACAGCUCAGCUUUUCGUCCUCACACUGGCACACUCAGCACGGCCAGACAGCUGGCCUCUCUGCCGUCUCAUCAUUUGUUGUUGUUUUUUUUUUUUUUCCUCACAGUUUUUUUUAUCAUUUCGCUCGGUACGUGCGUCCUCCCGCUCCUGCUGGCCGUGAGGAAUGUCAGGAGUCCGUGGGUUUGGUCACUUUCCCGUGUUGUGUUAGCGACUGGACCCUCUUUGUUGGGGGGUUCUUCUCUCUCUCUUUUUUUUUUUUUUUCUUUUUGCCGGACGUCGUAAAGGAUAUAAACAUGUCGAGGGAUUCAGAGGAGGUGAACAGGCUCACCGAAAGUACAUACAAGAAUGUGAUGGAACAGUUCAACCCUGGACUGAGGAACCUGGUCAACCUGGGCAAGAGCUAUGAGAAAUCAGUGGCUGCAAUGACCCUGGCAGGAAAGUUGUAUUUUGAUGCAAUGUCUAAGAUUGGGGAGAAUGCUGCGGUGUCUCCUGUCUCCAGAGAAUUAGGUGUAGUGCUGAUGGAAAUCUCAGAGGUUCACAGGAAAGUUCACCUUGAGCUGGAGGAAAACUUUAAAAGGUUCCACAGAGAGAUAAUAGCAGAGCUCGAGAGAAAGACUGACAUGGAUGUGAAAUACAUGACAGCCACGUUUAAGAGGUAUCAGAUGGAGCACAAGAUGAAGCAGGAGUCUGUGGAGAGAUCACAGUCAGACCUGAAGAAGCUGAGGAGGAAGAGCCAGGGCAAGAAUGCCAACAAGUAUGAGAACAAGGAGAGCGAGUGCCUGGAGAUGCUGACCAGCCGUCAGAUGGACAUGCAUAGGUUCAUAGCAGACGGCUGUAAGGAAGCUCUGCUGGAGGAGAAGAGACGCUUCUGUUUCCUGGUGGACAAACACUGCACCUUCUCCUACCAGAUCGCUUCUUUCCAUGACAAGGCAAGAGACAUGCUGACGGCAAAGCUGCCCAGCUGGCAGGACCAGUGCAACGAUGCCACCAACAUGCCCGAGAGCAUCCUCUCCAUGAUUGAGGGGUUGCGCACGCCAGUCUCCAUUACACCACUGCCCUCCCCCUCCCCCUCACGGCACAGCAUGAACAUCUCUGUGGGACGGGAGUCUUCGAUGCCUCCACCAGCUCCACCUCUGAAGGCUCAGACCAGCCCACUGGUCAACAUGUUCACCCAGGAGAACAACACUGCAGCCAUCACCACCAACAACAGCACAGACAGGCACUCAGACUACACAGGCAGUGAGGACGGCAGCCUCCCCAGGUCUGUGUCCGUCUCCACAGGCCUGAACAACAUAGUGAAGAGGCCUCGUGUGCGCACCAUCUUUCCCCACACUGCCGGCAGCAACAACACACUGCUCAGCUUUGACGAGGGAGACAUCAUCAUCCUGCUCAUCCCUGACGAGAAAGACGGGUGGAUGUAUGGCGAGUUGGAAAAGAAUGGAAAGAGAGGCUGGUUCCCGUCAUCUUAUUGCCGUGCAUAUGCUGAGCCACUAGUGAAUAACAAUAGUUUGUCCGCUGCCCAGUACCGCAGCAGGAGCGUGGUCAACCUGCACCACCAGGACACAGAGACGGAUGAGGCGACCAUGGUGCUCCCCCCGGCGGAUUACUGUGACUCCCCCCAGCACACCCUGACCCACAACCCCACACCCUCCUCGGGCAGCAGCAGCAUCACCGUCACAAACAACCGCCAACACCAGCACUCCCCGACGCCGUCCGCAGCCUCCUCCUCCUCAUCCGACCACAACACGGCCGCCCAGCCCAACGGUAUCUCAAGGCCUCCACCUCCCUUCCUCAUAGGAGGGAACCCAUUUGCCACAGUCAGGCUACGUCCCACUGUCACCAACGACCGCUCUGCUCCAAUCAUCUGACUGCCCACAUUCCCAAACACCACCCACCAACCCCCACCCAUCAUCCUUGUCACCUACCCAGGACAUGCAGCUCACCUCCGAAACCUGACAAACUUUGGCCAGCACUGAACAAGCUGAUUUCUACACAAAAAUAAACAAUUGCCAUUUGAAUCCGGUGUCCCCUUACUGCUGCAUACUAUUUUAUUAAAACAUUUUGAGACCAUUUUAUCUACAGAAGAGAUGCUCAUAUAUAUAUUUUCUAUAUAUAUAUUUUUUUGUCCCUUUGUUUGUGGUGGUGAUGUUGAAAUGACCACAUUCUCAGCUGGACAUAAGAAAAUGA
Messenger RNA from Myripristis murdjan (pinecone soldierfish), 2201 nucleotides. RefSeq names its product BAR/IMD domain containing adaptor protein 2 like 1b (gene baiap2l1b). Gene Ontology annotation, cellular component: cytosol; nucleoplasm. The record is from RefSeq and is a predicted model, not a curated record. Gene Ontology annotation, biological process: positive regulation of actin filament polymerization; plasma membrane organization; actin crosslink formation. The transcript is spliced from 14 exons. Gene Ontology annotation, molecular function: protein binding. NCBI's taxonomy places the organism in Eukaryota, Metazoa, Chordata, Actinopteri, Holocentriformes, Holocentridae. The coding region runs from base 308 to 1882 and encodes 524 amino acids.